UCAAACGGACCCGGAAGUUGAUCAGCUUGAUGUUGACAGGGAAAUCUUCUCUGGAGCUGUGUAUCAUUUCCCAAUUUUGAACUCAGAAAUCAUAUUCAUUGUUUGUAAUCUAAAUAAGCAAUAAAAAGAAAGUAUCCUUGCAGUUGCACCUUGUAGUCUGCGAGGAUGGGAUCUAAAGAUAUGAAACUCAUGGAUGUUUUUUCAUACGAGAGUCUCGUGCAUGCAGUCGCCGGUGCGAUGGGCAGUGUUACAGCAAUGACUGUUUUCUUUCCUCUCGACACAGCUCGGCUCCGGCUGCAAGUUGAUGACAAGCGGAAAGCCAAAUCUACUCCAGCCAUUCUGUCAGAGAUCAUCAAGGAGGAGGGUCUGUUAGCUCCAUAUAGAGGCUGGUUUCCAGUAAUCUGCAGCCUCUGUUGCUCAAACUUCGUCUACUUCUAUUGUUUCCAUAGUCUGAAGGCCACCUGGCUGCAAGGUCAGAGGUCAACGCCAGGGCGAGACCUCGUCAUUGGCAUUGCUGCAGGUGUAGUGAAUGUUCUUGUGACCACUCCACUCUGGGUCGUCAAUACCAGACUGAAACUGCAGGGGGCGAAAUUCAGAAAUGAGGACAUACAGCCCACACACUACAAAGGAAUUAUGGAUGCGUUUGUACAGAUCAUGCAGCAGGAAGGAGUGGGAGCGUUAUGGAAUGGGACGUUUCCCUCCCUGCUGCUGGUGCUCAAUCCAGCUGUGCAGUUCAUGAUCUAUGAGGGUCUGAAAAGGCAUCUCCUGAGGGGCGUGAACAGAGAGCUGUCCUCGGUGGAGGUGUUUCUUAUUGGAGCCAUUGCUAAAGCCAUAGCAACCACCAUAACCUACCCACUACAGACGGUUCAGUCUGUUCUACGGUUCGGACAGCACGGGCAGCCGGCAGAUCAGUCCAAACUCCUGAACAGCCUGAGAUCUGUCAUGUAUCUGCUCAUCAAUAGAGUCAGGAAGUGGGGCAUGCUGGGAUUGUUUAAAGGCCUGGAGGCGAAGCUGCUUCAGACGGUCCUCACUGCCGCGCUGAUGUUCUUGCUGUACGAGAAGAUCGCCAACACCACCUUCAGGGUCAUGGGGGUCAAACGCGCAGUGACGUCCCACUGAGGGUGUUUAGCAGCUCUCUGAUGUCAAAGGAACUUCAUGGGCUGACAUGGGUGCUUGUGUUAUGAGCAGUGGUCAAAUAACGUGUGUUUUUUUGUUUGUUUUUACAAAUGGACGAAAUAUACAGUACCAGUCAAAAGUUUAGACGCACUUGCCUCAGUUUGUUUCUCAUGAUCUUUUGAUUUAUAGGCUUAUGCUUACAUGUUUGAUAUAAACUGUGAAGGCAAAGGUACGCUUUGCCUACAUAUGAAGUUAGACUGGAUAGUGAAGGAAAUUCAGCCAGGUUGUAGGGUUCAUUGAAACUCCUCCUAUCCCAGGAUGCACCUCUUUGUUUGCGAAAAUAUCCAGAUAUGAUUUAGACGUUUACAUUUAUUCGUUUAACAGACGCUUUUAUUAUUCGAAAAUAAGAAACAUCACAAGCAAUUUGUCAUAGGAGCGAACAGUUUUGUUUUCAAAUGUUUAACAAAGCAAUUACUAUAAUAAAAACUAAAAUCAAAAUAUAAAAUAAAAGCUAAUUCAAAUUAUUGAUAAAUGCUGUAGUAAAUAAUACUAAAAUAACACUGAUUGGUCGAUGACUAGGUUUAAAGUAUAAACUAGAUAUAAAGUGUGGCUAACUUUUGAAGAAGAUUAAAUAUAAGACAUUUUUUUUUUUUUUUGAAACAUUUUUUGGUUUUACUUUCAAUGGUGUUAUUUCAUAGUUUAAUGACUUUUAUUUCAAGAAUGUGGCAAAUAGUAACAAGGAGUGUGUCCGAACUUUUGACUGAUAGUGUAGUAAAACAAAGUAAAGAUGACAAAUAGGAUGCAUGCAAAUUUACUGAAAUCAAACCUACUUAAGUAAUUAAUUGACUGUGCUCAUUGAUGCAAAAUUGCCUUAAUAGGUCACUCUUUUAUGUAGUGUUCUGAACUAACUGUUUAUGAAUAACAGCAGAUCUGGACUGGUUUACAAAGUGUCGAAAUGAAAAUAAUGAUUGUGACGGAUCUGUUUUGCGACAAAGAUCAUUGCUGUCAACAAUGGACCCUGAUCUCAGAUCAGCUUUCCUGCAUUGAUAUACCAUAUGGAAACCAGGCUGGUUUUUCUGGUUCUGUGUAAGUGAUACUUGAUUCUACUUGACAACACAAAGCCACUGAGACUGUAACAGACCUUUAAGCUAAAAAGUCUAUAGUCUGAACUUUAAAAUAUCUUAUUUAACCAGUUAGUGAGUCAGAAUCACCUCAUCUGAACUCUGAAUGUUGCAUGCAGAAAUGUAGGCUUAUGUACAUGCUUUAUUGGCAGACUGAUGGGAUGGGAAUCCAUACUGAGAUUACGAUGCACUUAGUAAAAGCAUUUCAAAAAUCAAUCUCAGUGCUGAUGUUCACUCUGUACUGAAAUGUAAGUUGAAUCAUCAGCAUGCAGUUACAGUUAUUUAUGAAUGUGAUUUUAGUCAGACUUAUUCAGAUUAUAAAUAAUUUAGGAGAUUAUACUCAUUAAUGACCUCUUAGAUUUUAUAAUUGAUAUCACAUAAAAUUUGUGUAAUAUUUUUUCUACAAUAAAAUAAUUGAUCCAUGAUUAUGUGGUAUAUGCAUUGUUUUGCUUUUUGCUUUUCAAGGGAAACAACCUACAUUUUAACA
Megalobrama amblycephala (Wuchang bream) is the source of this 2724-nucleotide messenger RNA. It is a transcript of the gene slc25a17, whose product is annotated as solute carrier family 25 member 17. Lineage: Eukaryota; Metazoa; Chordata; Actinopteri; Cypriniformes; Xenocyprididae. Gene Ontology annotation, cellular component: peroxisomal membrane. Gene Ontology annotation, biological process: transmembrane transport. The transcript has 9 exons. Bases 166 to 1119 code for a protein of 317 amino acids. Gene Ontology annotation, molecular function: NAD transmembrane transporter activity; FMN transmembrane transporter activity; FAD transmembrane transporter activity. The record is from RefSeq and is a predicted model, not a curated record.